Molecule: messenger RNA, 492 nt
Organism: Parastagonospora nodorum SN15
Lineage: Eukaryota; Fungi; Ascomycota; Dothideomycetes; Pleosporales; Phaeosphaeriaceae
Exons: 3
Coding region: 1-492 (163 amino acids)
Source: RefSeq, a predicted model, not a curated record
AUGGGAAUCAAACUGCUGAAAGGGCAGCUUGUCGUGCGGGAUUGUGACAUAGGCACCGACAAAUGGAAACGCAUAAUCAGAGACGUGUCGGAAAACAAGUAUUUGAACACGAUUCUCCUCAGCUCUACGCUCCCAGUAGGUUCUGGAUCCUACACUAUCAUUCUCGCAACCUUGGAAGCCAUGCUCGAACAGACUAAAACCUUCAUCUCCCGCGUAAGCCACCACGCAGAGAAAACAUCCUCUCCACUAUCUCCCGACCUCAUCUUGGCAAUCCAGACACUCAAGAGAUCCAGCCGCAGAACACACGCAGAUCCCAACCUCUUCAAACUCCUCACCUUCCUCUUCAAAAUCACGCUGAGCACAACCGGGCCCCCUUCCUCUGGUAAUGCAGACGAUAGACUCAGCACGAUCGCCAGGUUGAAAAGCAUUGAAAAAACCGACGCGAAACACAAACUCUGCGACGUUCUCGCUGAGCUCGAGAUUCGUGAAUAG